Monoraphidium neglectum is the source of this 1203-nucleotide messenger RNA. RefSeq lists its product as hypothetical. The transcript is spliced from 8 exons. Gene Ontology annotation, biological process: lipid homeostasis; triglyceride catabolic process. Gene Ontology annotation, cellular component: cytoplasm; lipid droplet; membrane. Gene Ontology annotation, molecular function: triacylglycerol lipase activity. Bases 1 to 1203 code for a protein of 400 amino acids. Lineage: Eukaryota; Viridiplantae; Chlorophyta; Chlorophyceae; Sphaeropleales; Selenastraceae. The record is from RefSeq and is a predicted model, not a curated record.
AUGGCAGCGGUGCCUUCACCGACCCUGCUGGACAGGCUGGUGCUGGCACCCAUCAGUACGGUGGCGCCGCUUCAGAGCGGCACCCAAUUCCACAACACUACGUCGCUGCAGCUGGCGGUGAAGCAGAACACGCUGGGCGUGGGCUACGCUGGCGCAGGGUUUCUGCUGUUCUACUACGUCGGGGUGUCUAAGGUGCUGCAGCAGCUAGGCGUCAUAAAGCCAGGCCACACGAAGAUCGCCGGCGCCAGCGCGGGCAUCUUAUCCGCCGCCGUUGACUAUGGCUUCGUAAGUCAUGACGAGUUCAUCAAGCUGGGCAAGGACUUCGCCGCCCGCUGCCGCGCCAACUAUAAUUGCGCCGGCACCCUGGGGGACGAGGUCGUGCGCAUGGCGGACAAGGUGAUGCCGGCAGACGCCCACAUCCGGCUCAGCAACAUGUCGGUGGCGUACAUGGCGCUCAGCACGCCGGCCGGGCGCGUGGGGAUCCCCGAGGGCGACUACGUGACCAAAUUCAAGAGCCGCCAGGACCUAAUGGACGCCGUUCACGCAGGCGUUUAUGUGCCGCUCUGGUCUGGCCCCGAUGCCAUGACAAAGUUCCGCAACGAGACCACAUAUGACGGGGCGUACCGCUCCCCGAUGCCCUGCCCGACCGGCAACACGACGUACUGCAUAAAAAUGAGCGUGCUGCCCCCGUGGACGACCGCGGAGGUGCUGCGGGACGCCAUGGACCCUAGGGUGUGGCCAGAGCUGCUGCAGGUGCUCAACGUGACCACAAAGGCCAACCCAGUGCGGUUUUUCCUGGAGGGCAUCAGGAACCGUGUGAUGCAGCCCGACCAGCACUUUGGCAAGCUGGCGGCGGCGGGGUACACGUACGUGACGCUGCAGGCGCGGCUGCACCAGCUGGCGGGCGGCGUGGACAUCUGGCCGGGCAAGUGGGCCAAAAACAAGUUUUCCAUCGUGCGCUGGAUGCUGAUGGUGCUGACGCCCCCUACUCCUGACGUCAUCGAUGAGAUUGUCCAGAUGGGCAUUGACGACGGCCACGCAUGGGCGCGUGACAUGGGUCUUGAGCCGCCGUUUGCCAAGGCAGCGCCAGCAAAGAAGAUGGCUGCAAAAAGCGCCGCGUCAACGCCGGCGGCCUCGCCCGUGGCAGCACGCAAGCCCGCUGCAGCGGGGCCGGCGCCUGCGCCCCGCCGCAUGCUCAUUUGA